AUGGGUGGCAGAGUGAUUGACGGGGAAGAGAUGCAGACUGAGAUUGGCAGCCUUGGCAGGCGCUAUAGGCAGCGCGGCGGGCAGCGCCUUCUGGCGCGCCUGCCAGCCGUAGCCUGGGAAGGAGGGCGAUGGAGGGCCAUGGAGGGGCGUUCAGGUUUCAACAUGUUUCAAGGUUUGAGUGUACAGGGCUCAUCAUGGGUGUUGGGCUGCAGUCCUUUAUCCUCUGCGGCGCUGGCCUCUGCUUAUGCUUCGUGUCCGGCAUGUUGGGCAUUUGUGGAGUGGCAUUGCGCCUGGCUUCGUGCCUGGCUGUGCUCGGCCUUGCUGGCUUUUGGCAAUCGUGUUGGCUCCUUUGCUCGUUGCCGUGUGCGGCCUUUGGACCGUGCCUUGUCGAUCCUCCAGCGUCUCUUUGCGUCGGACAAGACCAAGGCCGAGCGCCUUGAUGACGAGAUUGCAGACAUGCGCCGCCAGGAGGAGGAGGACCUGCAGAAGCUCCACAAGGAGCUCGGCAACCAAGCGCCCAGCGAGCAAGACCUUCGCGUUGAAGUGCUUCGACGUCAGCAGGAAAAGCUUGCGAGGUUCGUUGCUCUGCGGAGAUCGCGGCGAGCCUCUCGAAGGAGCGCGAGCGAACACGGGAGGCCGCGGCCGAAAUCUCCACCCGCCCCCUGGAGAUGCUAUCUUGAUGUCGACUCAGGCUGCUGGUACUACCACAAUGAGGAGACCAACACCACAACGUGGGACCUGCCCACAGCGUUGAUGCGGGAACGUCCCCCGGAGCCGCUGGCUCCCUGGCAGCUGGUGGCCCAUGCGCCUUCGGGGAGGUGGUAUUAUCACAACCGCCGCACUGGCGAGACAACUUGGGACAGCCCCUGUGUGUCUUCACGUCGUGCCCGGCCGAAGCGACGGGCAGCACCCAAACGCCGCGCAGCCAGAAGCCCUCACCGCAGGCCUCAGGCAUCGAGAGCGCGAUCCCUGUGA
This is a messenger RNA of Symbiodinium natans, 975 nucleotides long. Lineage: Eukaryota; Dinophyceae; Suessiales; Symbiodiniaceae. The record is from the annotation of a GenBank genome assembly.